Messenger RNA from Zea mays, 2856 nucleotides. RefSeq lists its product as uncharacterized. The coding region runs from base 1605 to 2615 and encodes 336 amino acids. The record is from RefSeq and is a predicted model, not a curated record. Gene Ontology annotation, cellular component: Set1C/COMPASS complex. Gene Ontology annotation, molecular function: protein binding; chromatin binding. NCBI's taxonomy places the organism in Eukaryota, Viridiplantae, Streptophyta, Magnoliopsida, Poales, Poaceae. The transcript is spliced from 11 exons.
CGUGGAGAAAAGGAAGGGCCAUGAAAAGCACGGCUCAGGAAAAACAACGGCGGACAGCCCGCCUCCACCGCCGUGGCGCCGUUCACCCCGCCCCGCGUUCUCUCUCCCUCGGCGACGGCUCGACGACCGCCGCGCCGCCCUACGCUCCAGCCUCCAUGUGCUUCGCGGGGCCCUUCGCCGUCGACUAACACACCACCACCACCAUGUACGACCGCCCCAUCUCUUCCCUUCCUGCUCUACGAAGCCUAGCACCAAACCCUAACUGUUUGUUUUAUUCGGAUUUGUUCCAAACUACAAAUGUGGUGUAUGUAGUAUUGUGUCCACUAACUUUGCUCUCUUUUUUUUUCCCUUUUUCUUUUUGCAAAAAAACAUCGGGUGUACAUGUGUUCACCCGUGCCGUUUACUGGGUCGGCAGUCGGCCGGCACCUGGCCCAAGGGUUGAGCAUGGAGAUCACGAACGAGAUGCUUAAGAGACUGCCGAGACUACGUGAGUAGCCUGUUUUCUUCUCCAGUCCAAUUCAUAUGCUUGACCAUGGACAAAAUAGCCUUGUUGCUGCCCAAUAAGUGGCGAAAUCGCCAUCGGGUCAAGGAACGUUAAAUUUUCAGCAAUGAUAAAUUUCUGUCAUUUGCUAAAAAAAAGGCAUUUCAACACGUCACAUUCUUAACGGACGCAUAUAUAGUUAAAUCCUAUGGGGGUAGAACAUAGUACAGCUUGAACAUUGAACAGCCAGAACAUGCUAAAUGCUGCUUCGGUUCCCCUGCUCCCAAAUAAUUAUCAAACUCAGUCACUCUCUCUUUCCAGUUCCUCCCGAAUUUCUCCUUCGAAGCCUAUCAUUAUUGCCAUGAACCGAGACACGUGUCAUCCCUGUCAUACUUUGGUGAUGCCAAACUUGAAGAAAAUAAUGGUGUUUGGACAGCAAUGAGCCAAUGAUGCCAAAGCUUGCUGCGUUUGUGAUUUCGACAUGUAGGACUCAAUUAUCAUCCAAUGUUUCUUUACUAGUAUAUAGUAAGUGGGACAUUUUCUUUUUUAGAUUUCAUAGCAGGGAAGUCAGUAGUGACAAUGGUCCCCAAACUGGUGCACGGUUUAUGUGUGAUCCUUUGAAGCCAGAUGAUCCACGAGUUCAACAUUUAAUGCUGCUGAUUUGGUAGCACCACUGCACCAGUACUCUGUCCAUUUGCGCAGCCAAUAUUUUUGGCAGGCAAAUGGCUUCCAUGCGCAAAUGAACUGGUGGACAGCUUACUGAUAGCAUUGUACACACCAAUUUUGGUAGCUAUCAAAAUGCUAGCAAAAUUUCUUUGGUGUUGCCAAACUUGUGAAGGCUUGCGGGGAUCCAAACCAAAUAGCCCUCGAGAACCCUAUGCUGCUGUAGCCAAGCAGAUGCCCGCUAGUCCCUCGCUUUCUCUCUUCCACCCGCUCCUCACGCCGCCACAGCGCCACUGCUCCUUCGGCCUAGUUGAGGAGAGAUACAUCCAUCCUGGCCUGGAUUGGCUGGUGCUGGUCCUUCUGCUGGUUCUUCAGUUGCCAAGGCCAUAUCCCUGGUACCUGAUUGACUAGUCGCUGCUUAUUGUCAUAAAGCUUUUUGGAGGGUUUGCUGGUUGCUGCCAUGACAAGUCCACCUAGGGUGAGCAUGGAGAUCACUGAUGAGGUGGUCAAGAGCAUGAAGAUAGGGUUGGUCUUUCAAGGCUAUAAUGGCAGAAUUUGUUCUAUGGACUUUCACAGCAAGGCUACCAACUAUCUCGUGACAGCUAGCGAUGAUGAAUCAAUCCGUUUAUACGAUACCCAAGAUGCAGUGUGUUUGAAUACUAUUAAUAGCAAAAAAUAUGGGGUUGGACUUGUGUGCUUCACUGAUAACCCAUCUAUUGUCUUAUAUUCAUCGAACAAUGGCUGGGAUGAAUCUCUGCGUCUGCUCUCAAUGAAUGAUAACCGGUUUAUUAGAUAUUAUAAAGGUCACCUUGAUAGGGUUGUCUGCAUCGCACUUUGCUCUGGAAAAGAAAACUUUCUCUCAUGUUCGCUUGAUCGUACCAUUCUCUUAUGGGACCAUCGGGCUGAAAAACCGCAGGGCUUACUGCGCGCGCAAAGGAGGCCUACAGUUUCGUACGACGCCCAGGGCAUGGUAUUUGCUGUCGCCUAUGGUGGCCGCAUAAAGAUGUUUGAUAUUCGGAAAUUCGGAAUGGGGCCUUUUGCGACCUUCUCUGUCGGCACUGAUGAUUCGGAAGCCCAUGUCGUACAGUUCAGCGGUGAUGGCAGGCGGAUUCUGUUAACCACUAAAGCUGGGCGUGUUCAUGUGCUAGAUUCUUUUGAAGGCAACAGCAUUGCAUCGUUUCGCGCGAAGCCAAUAUUAACCAAUUCGACACUGGAGGCAUCGUUCUGUCCCGAGGGAAACCAUAUCGUAUCUGGCUCCGGUGAUGGUAGUGUCUAUGCUUGGAACGUUGAGAGCGGAAAGGUUGCAUGCUGGGAAAGCACAGAUGUGAAACCGCCGCGGGUAAGGUGGUCUCCAGGAUCCUUGAUGUUCGUGACAGGAACGUCGGAGCUGUCCUGCUGGGUGCCGGAUUUGUCCAAGCUGGAGUCCUUCACCAUCAGCCACACCAACACCAGGUCCAGCUCGUCCCUGUAGGCUUGGACCGAUUUGCAUGCCGUGUGGCCGGUUGACGCGAAGGAGGAACAAGAAAGCAUAGCGGAGCAUCUUGUACCAAUUGAGUUUGUGAUCUGUUCCUGAUGGCCCGGUAAGCUACUAUUGCAACGAUUGUGGUCUUGCGGCAACGCUGCGCGUUGUUUCUGUAGUGAACAUGAACUGUGCAGUUAAUUGGUUACUUUUUCAAAGAAAGAUAUAAAGAAAAUACAGCUCUCUUAUUUGC